Molecule: messenger RNA, 1887 nt
Organism: Priceomyces carsonii
Lineage: Eukaryota; Fungi; Ascomycota; Pichiomycetes; Serinales; Debaryomycetaceae
Gene: GUT1
Product: glycerol kinase
Exons: 1
Coding region: 1-1887 (628 amino acids)
Biological process (GO): triglyceride metabolic process; phosphorylation; glycerol metabolic process
Cellular component (GO): mitochondrion
Molecular function (GO): glycerol kinase activity
Source: RefSeq, a predicted model, not a curated record
AUGCCUCGCAGGAAUAGUAAUGCACCAUCGCAACCUGUUGUUGCUACCAUUGAUAUAGGAACAACGUCCGCCAGAGCUAUUUUGUUUAGUCAGGAUGGGCAUGAGCUUGCGAAGCACCAAAUUGAAUAUUCUACGUCGGCAUCUGAGGCACCUGCGGAGUCUCAAAAUAAGGAACAGUUUAGAAGAAGAUCAUCCUUGAUGAGACAUGAUGAACCGAUUUUCACGGCGGAGGGUAUUGCAAUAUCUAUAGAGGAUAAUAUAGCUAUUGAAAAUAAUGCUGCUAGCGUCGGACCCACCUUAAGGUUUCCACAGCCAGGUUGGGUUGAAUGUAUGCCUGUUCAUAUAUUGGCUAAUGCAGUUCAGUGCUUAGUUGCUUGUUUGAUAACGUUACGAAAGAUUAACCAAAAUCCAACUUUAAGUGUGAAAUAUAAAAUUAAGGCAAUUGGUAUUGCAAAUAUGAGAGAAACCACAAUAUUAUGGUCCAGGAAAACCGGUAAACCUUUAAGUAACGGUAUUACGUGGACUGACACUAGGACUGCGGAAAUCGUUCAGCAUCUUGAAAAGAUGACGGAUGACGAUAGAAAAGAAGAAUUGAAGCAAAAGACCGGGUUACCAUUAUCAACAUAUUUUUCAGCUGCGAAAUUACGUUGGUUAUUAGAUAAUGACGAUACGAUUAGAGAAGAGUACGAAAAAGCUGACGGUAAUUUAAUGUUUGGAACAGUUGAUACUUGGUUGAUAUACCAUUUGACGAAAGAAAAAGCUUAUGUUUCUGAUGUUACGAAUGCUUCGAGAACCUAUUUCAUGGACUUAGAUACAAAAGACUAUGACGAUGAUUUAUUAGAUUUCUGGGGAAUUGAUCCUACUAAAAUUAGAUUGCCAAAAAUUGUCUCAAGUUCGGAGUUUUACGGAUCGUUCGCGGCUCCUAAUUUACUGAACUUAGGCUUUCAUAACAAAAUAACCCCCGAAGCAUAUGAAAUCUUGAAAACUAUUAACAAUAUACCAAUAUGUGGCUGUUUGGGAGAUCAAUCUGCCUCUUUGGUGGGUCAGUUAGCAUUAAAGCCCGGGUCUGCAAAGUGUACUUAUGGUACUGGUUGCUUCCUUUUAUACAACACUGGUACCAGGAAAUUGAUAUCUGAGCAUGGUGCAUUGACGACAAUCGGUUUUUGGUUCCCAAGCUUGGAAGGUACUUCUUCGGAACCUCAUUACGCUUUAGAAGGUUCUAUCGCAGUUGCCGGAUCUAUCAUUCAGUGGUUGAGGGAUAACUUAAAGUUGAUUGAAGAAGCUAAAGACAUUGGACCUUUAGCUUCUCAAGUGUCCAACAGUGGAGGGGUUGUGUUCAUCCCUGCCUUUUCUGGCCUUUAUGCACCUUACUGGGAUGGUGGUGCAAGAGGAACCAUAUUUGGCAUGACUCAAUAUACUUCAUCUGGUCAUAUAGCAAGAGCAGCUUUAGAAGGUGUUUGUUUUCAAGUCAGAGCUAUUUUGCGUGCUAUGGCGAAUGAUGCUGGGACGAGUGAGGACUUUUUAGAAGAGGCGAUGAAUGGAGAAAACGAGAAAAAACCUUUGAGCUCUUUAGCUGUCGAUGGUGGUAUGUCGAAAGCAGAUGAAGUUUUACAAAUUCAAGCAGAUAUCUUAGGUCCAUGUGUAACUGUUAAAAGAGCAACUAUAUCUGAAUGUACGGCACUAGGUGCUGCUCUUGCAGCAGGUCUUUCAUUUAAAGAUGAGAAAGAUAGAGUAUGGAAAGACUUUGAGGAUAUAAAUAACAAGUUUAGCGUUGGAAAAGCUGGCGACAAUUUGUUUCAUGCUGAGUUGCCUGACAAGGAUAGAAGGUACAACUGGAAGAGAUGGGAAAAGGCGAUUGAAAGAGCCAAGGGUUGGUUGGAUGACUAG